AUGUUUGGUACAGGGCACCUUGUGUCUCCUCUAUCUCCUGCAGUCCUCCACUCUUCGGCUGCACACUUCUUCCCAGCAUUCACCAACAGGCUGAGCUCACCACAGAUCCUCAUUCCUGGGCCCCUGCUCAGCUACGAACUCCUUCGCAGCUACCUGCAGCCGGAGCCAUGCAAACAGGCUCUGCUAUUGGCCACUCAGGCCGCAGGGCAUCAUGCUGACAAUAUUGAUGAACCAAGGCCAGUGAAGCAGCGGCGAGCUCGGGCCAACUACAGCAGCUGGCAGCUGGAGGAACUGGAGAAGGCCUUCGAGAGCACCCACUAUCCUGACGUCUUCAUGAGGGAAGCGCUGGCCCUCAGACUGGACCUGAUUGAGGCCAGAGUUCAGGUGUGGUUCCAAAACCGCAGGGCUAAAAUGCGCAGACAAACGAAGCUCCAGAGCAAGGCAGGGGAACAGUGCGGCAGGAGUGACAGUGAUGAUAGGCUGUUUGAUUCAUCCAACAGAAGUACAGCUCCAGAGAUCCAUGGGAACAACAGUCCAUGCUGGGACAGGAAACAGGAGAGAGGAAGCCCCACUUGGCACAAACCCUCGUCAUCAGCUAUUCGCAGCCCUGUGGGCAGCAUGGUUCAGAGGACGAGGGAUCAGGAGGGGUCAGAGCUGUCCAGUACGGAGUUCCGCUACUGCAGCAUUGCCAAACUGCGGGCCAAGGCGAGGGAUUACGAAGCAGAGAUCCACAGCACUGUGUCCAAAGCCAGCCGAGAGAGGCAGCUGAAGAAUCCGGUGUCUGCCACAGUCCUAGAAAGAGACUAA
Molecule: messenger RNA, 807 nt
Organism: Xyrauchen texanus (razorback sucker)
Lineage: Eukaryota; Metazoa; Chordata; Actinopteri; Cypriniformes; Catostomidae
Product: paired mesoderm homeobox protein 1-like
Exons: 3
Coding region: 1-807 (268 amino acids)
Biological process (GO): regulation of transcription by RNA polymerase II
Molecular function (GO): DNA-binding transcription factor activity, RNA polymerase II-specific; RNA polymerase II transcription regulatory region sequence-specific DNA binding
Source: RefSeq, a predicted model, not a curated record